AUGGCUGCUGCAUCACCACCCACACUGCAAAACACAGCUCGCUUUCUCGGCAGCCAGGGCACAGGCCGAUCCAUGAGCAGUGACACCAUUGUUGCUCCACCAGAUGAUUCCCCUUCCUCAUCCUCCUCAAGUCAACGAUCACAUAAUCUAAUCAAGCCUCCUCCUCCAGCAGCAGCAUCCGAAAACAUUGAAUACGCAUCCACCCUAUUGCAUCGUAAACCGUUUUUACCCAACACAGAUGUCCUUGUUAACGUCUCAUCCACAUUCAAUAAUGACGAAUCUUCGGAGAAACCACAACAAGAUCCACAAUUCGAAACGAAAAAGCGCAUAAUUCUCGCUCUUGGCCGAUGCCUAUUGCAGUAUGGUAGUCCUUCUCAUCGCAUUGAAGAAACCCUCAAGCAUGCAUGCAAAACUCUAUCAAUUGAUGCCACGUUCACGAUUGUACCUGAUUUGAUCCUUGUAUCACUUGCACAUCCAGCAUCCACAUCUUCGUCUUCGUCUUCCACCACCGAUACAACAGCAACACAACAUCCACCUUAUCCUGAAACCCUUACCAUCAAAUCGGUUGUCGGCUUUGACGUGGGAAAACUAGUGAGGAUGACCAAAACCAUGAAUGCACUUUACAAAGGAAAACAAAACCCAGAGCAAUGCCUCAUGUCACUACAAGAAAUCAUCGACUCACCGCCUUCAUGUGGCAACUGGGCCUUGUGUUUUUCAUUCUCUGCUAUCGGAUUCACGGCAACAGCUUGCAUGUUUGAUGGCACAUGGGUAGAUGCCACUGCUGCCACUAUCCUUGGUUUAUUGGUGGCAUUGUUGUUCAUUGCAUCCAUCAAGAUACCUGCCUAUGGCCCCAUAUAUGAAGUCUCGUCAUGCAUCAUUGUGGGUCUUGUGGCACGAUUGCUUCACGAGUACGCUUGUUUUAUUACAGUGGGGUUGUCACCCAUUUUGAUAUUGCUACCAGGUUAUGGCAUGACAAUGGCAGUGAUGGAAAUCCUUGCACAUCAGGUGACCACAGGAGCCAUUCGGCUAGCCUAUGCAGUAAUUUAUGCAUUUCUGCUUGCGUAUGGUCUCCAAAUCGGUAGCAGCGUGUAUAUGGCCAUCAACCCUAAUAUUCCAGAUGAAGGCGUAUGCGGCGAUCCAGUCUCACCAUGGUACUAUUUACUGCUUUUCCCCAUCAUGAGUAUUUCUAUCGGCUUGGCAUACGGCUCCACACGUCAGCAAUGGGCAUCACAAACAUGUUGUGCAGCUAUCGGCUUUUGUGUGCUUUUUUUUCUUGGCAGGAUUGUCUCUGAUCCUCAAGUCCUUAGCACGAUCGCUGCAUUUGCCAUGGGCUUAUACGCCAACUUUGCUCUUAAAAUCACUGGUGAGCCACCCCUGGCACCUUUAUGUGUAGGGAUCACAUUACUUGUGCCUGGCAGUCUAGGUGUACGUCAUGCAUAUGCGUUGCUGCAUAAUAAUGAUGUUACCCAGGGGCUUUAUCCCAUCCUCAUGCUUCAAGUCUCCUUGGGGUUAGCUGUGGGCUUACACGCCGCUGCCAUCAUUGUUUAUCCCACGAGCAAGAUUCGCUCGUUGUACAUUUCUUUGUAA
Lichtheimia ornata is the source of this 1587-nucleotide messenger RNA. RefSeq lists its product as uncharacterized. Gene Ontology annotation, molecular function: transmembrane transporter activity. Gene Ontology annotation, biological process: transmembrane transport. The coding region runs from base 1 to 1587 and encodes 528 amino acids. Lineage: Eukaryota; Fungi; Mucoromycota; Mucoromycetes; Mucorales; Lichtheimiaceae. The transcript has 4 exons. The record is from RefSeq and is a predicted model, not a curated record.